UUCGGCCUUGCGGUGGUUGCUUUCGUGAUUGUGAGCUUCGCCGUAUGGGACCGUCAGAACCUCCUCCGAGAGCAUGAUGAUGAAAUUUAUCGACUUAAGGGAGAAAUUAAGAGCUUGAAAGAAAUGUUGGAAAGACCAGGACAAUCUGUACCUUCUGGUGAAUAUACCAUCCAUGGGAAUGGUAAAUCAAUCAAUGACAAAAUAUUUGUUUCUGACCCUCUUGACAAUGAACGGCGUGAAAAGGUUAAAGAGGCUAUGCUUCAUGCCUGGAAUUCCUAUGAGAAGUAUGCUUGGGGUCAAGAUGAACUUCAGCCACAAUCAAAGAAUGGCGUGAACUCCUUUGGUGGUCUUGGAGCGACCAUUUUGGACUCCCUUGAUACGUUGUACAUAAUGGGCCUAAAGGAUCAAUUCGAAAAGGCUAGAGAAUGGGUUGCGAAUUCCUUGGACUUUAACAAGAACUAUGAAGCAAGUGUAUUUGAAACGACCAUAAGAGUUGUUGGUGGGCUACUUAGUGCUUACGAUCUCUCUGGGGAUUCAUUAUUUCUUGAGAAGGCGAGAGACAUCGGUGACAGGUUGCUUCCUGCUUGGAAUACUCCUACAGGAAUUCCUUACAAUCGAAUUAAUUUAGCUCAUGGAAAUCCUCAUAAUUUUGGAUGGGCAGGGGGUGAUAGUAUCCUUGCAGACUCUGGAACUGAGCAACUUGAAUUCAUAGUUCUAUCUCAGAGGUCUGGAGAUCUAAAGUACCAACAGAAGGUAGAAAAUGUAAUAUCUCAAUUUCAGAAGUCAUUUCCGAGCGAUGGCCUGCUCUCCAUCUACAUAAAUCCCAACUCUGGGACAUCUUCACGCUCGCAAGUAACUUUUGGUGCGAUGGGCGAUAGCUUCUACGAAUAUCUUCUUAAAGUUUGGGUACAAGGAAACAAAACUGGGAGUGUAAAGCAUUACAGAGAAAUGUGGGAGACAUCCAUGAAAGGACUACAAAGUCUGGUUCGUAAAAGCACGCCAUCUUCCUUCACAUAUCUCUGUGAGAAGAAUGGUGACUAUCUGUCUGACAAGAUGGAUGAACUGGCAUGCUUUGCUCCAGGAAUGUUAGCUUUAGGUUCUUCUGGCUAUGACUCUGAAAGUGCUAAAAAAACUUUAUUACUUGCUGAAGAGCUUGCUUGGACUUGUUACAAUUUUUACCAAACAACUCCUACAAAAUUGGCUGGUGAAAACUAUUUCUUCCAUGAAGGACAGGACAUGCAUGUUGGCACGUCAUGGAACAUAUUGAGACCAGAGACUAUAGAAUCACUAAUGUAUCUCUGGCGUAUUACUGGGAAUAAAACAUAUAAGGAAUGGGGCUGGAAUAUAUUCCAAGCAUUUGAAAAGAACUCUCGCAUAGAUUCUGGCUAUGUUGGACUAAAGGAUGUAAAUACUGGCACCAAGGAUAACAUGAUGCAGAGCUUUUUCCUUGCUGAAACUCUCAAAUAUCUUUAUCUCCUAUUCUCACCGCCAUCUCUCAUCUCUUUGGAUGAGUGGGUCUUCAACACAGAAGCUCAUCCUCUAAGAAUUGUUACUAGAAGUAAUAAAGGUGAAAACCAAACAACUUCCAUUGCACAGUCUCUGCCAAAUCAUCCAAAUAAAUUCCUUGGAAGGAAGCAAGGGGGAGCCUAACAUACUUAAACCUUUGGAAAUUUUUUAUAGAUUCAGUAUUUAGUAUCUUGAGCUUCACCAUGGAUAAUAGCUGAGGCCUGCUGUGAUUGUUAUGCUAAGCGAACGUUAUAUUUAAUAUUUUAUGAGUGGAUGGUGGUAGCAUUGAGGAGGAUAUUUGGCCAUAGGAGUUGUUCCUAUGCUUAUUUACAUUUAGGGUACAAUAGCUUUACAUUGAAAAGUGCGAAUCUGACUAUUGAAAGCCAUUAAUUUAUGCUUUUGAAACCAAGUUUGCAUUUCAUUA
Messenger RNA from Dendrobium catenatum, 1930 nucleotides. Its product is annotated as mannosyl-oligosaccharide 1,2-alpha-mannosidase MNS1. NCBI's taxonomy places the organism in Eukaryota, Viridiplantae, Streptophyta, Magnoliopsida, Asparagales, Orchidaceae. The transcript has 14 exons. The record is from RefSeq and is a predicted model, not a curated record. Gene Ontology annotation, molecular function: calcium ion binding; mannosyl-oligosaccharide 1,2-alpha-mannosidase activity. Bases 124 to 1650 code for a protein of 508 amino acids. Gene Ontology annotation, cellular component: endoplasmic reticulum; Golgi membrane. Gene Ontology annotation, biological process: N-glycan processing; carbohydrate metabolic process.